CUGGUUCUAUACACUAUUUAGCGUAGCCCUAAGGAAUCGCAUGCGAAAUAAUAUAAAGACCUAUAAAGACCCUGUCUAUUUAUUUUAUUUUUGCUGCUGAAAAAUGACAAAGGCUUAUGGCUGGUUUUUCCAGAUUAGACAAAUUGAGGCCAAGACAACAGACGAAGGUCCAGCAGAUUGACAAUCGGUUGUUAUUAUGAGUAGUACUAUAUACUCUCACCUAAGGCGAUCACACUAAAUUAUUUACUUGCCUGUUGGAGACGUAAAAUAUACUUCUCGAAAUAAUGUUGACAUAGACAAGGUUAGUAGGCUUCUUGAAAGCACCCGAUUUGUUCUCUCUUGUUUCUUUUCAAUGGCGGUUUCUUUCGCUUGAGUAAUUUGGUAUAAUUAUAUAUUGUUUUUGUCAUCCGGGACAGCUGUCUUACAGUCCAGAAAAUUACCGCUUUUGUUCAAGGUGUUUUAUUUUUGUUUGAAUGGAUGCUCGUUGCCCGAUAACCAUACGACAACCAUAUUAAACAGCGUCGCUACGGUCUAAAUAUGGGUUGCACAACCAGCAAAAGUGGUAUCACAAUUUCAAACACUUUUGGAGAAGGAGGGAAGAAAGAAACAAGUGAUGCGGGGGGCCUGCUCAUCGGACACACGGAUGUGUUGUCGAGGACAGAGGAGCAAAGAGGACAAAUGGAGGCCCCAGGCACAACAGAGUUUCUCCCGGACAUCAUGGAUCCUAGGCUGGUGCAGAAGACAAUUCGUAUAUUUCUGAGUUCAACUUUUACCGACACGCGAGUGGACAGAAACAAGCUUAUGGAAGAAGUGUUUGAGCCCAUCAGAGAUCUUUGUCAGCAGCACGGAAUUGCAUUUGAGGUUGUGGACUUGCGCUGGGGUGUGCGUCAAGAAUCAGUGGACGAUCAUCGAGUUGUGAACAUUUGUAUGGAAGAGAUAAAACGUUGCCAGGAAACUUCACUUGGUAUCGCUUUCAUUGCCAUAUUAGGAGACAAAUACGGUUGGAGACCGCUGCCCCCGUCAGUCAGCGCUGACGAGUUUGAAUCUCUUCUCCAGUUGAUUGACCAAUCAGACCGUGAGUUAAUUACCGCUUGGUAUCUCCGCGACGAUAACUCCGUUCCGCCGUGCUAUCUCCUGCAGCCGAUCUCGAGCCAGUUUCCCGGCAUCAAAUCAGCCGAUAAAGACGAGAUCUCUAAGGCUUGGGAGGACUGGGGUAAAGUAGAGAAGUGUAUAUGGACUCUGCUGCGAUCAGCGGCAGAGAAGGCCGAUCUGGAGGAGAAUGAAAAGCAGAAGUACACGGUAUCUGUCACUCAGAGCGAGGUAGAAACAGCCGUCGUGUUGGAUCCGGAGGCCAGUCAGCGUUCUCUCAUUAUUGACCGCAGGUUUGAUCACAUUAAUGGAAAGGAUAAGGCCGCCAGAAAUUUCGUUAACUUGAAGGAAGAUGGCGACAUAGACUCAGAAUGCGUUCAGCUGUUGUCAGAACUGAAGGAACAUCGAAUUCCAGCCUCACUGGAAGUUGGACGCAUACUAAAGUUCACUAACUUGCGUUGGCAUCACGAAGGAAUUCAAAACGAUGAACACGAGCAAUACAUUACAGAAAUGUGUGGCCGAGUCAAAGAACUCCUUACAUCUCGCAUUAACGAAAUCUUGCACAACCUCGGUCCUCCAAAUCCCCUGAUGGAAGAAGUCACGCGUCACGCUCUCUUUUGUCGUGACCACACUCAUUCGUUUCAGGGCCGAGAAGAUAUUUUGCAGGCUAUCCAGCAUUACGGGGCUGGACCCGAUCCCGUGAUGCCGUUAGUGAUUUACGGUGAAUCUGGAGUUGGCAAGACGUCACUGAUGGCAAAGGUUGUCAUGGAGAUACAAGAAAAGAGCAAGGACGGAAAUCUCGCUAUAAUGUAUCGGUUCUGUGGAACCACUCCAGAUUCGUCCACAGGUCGAGCACUAACUGAGAGCUUUUGUAAACAACUCAAACAUGUGUAUGGAAUUGCCGACGAGGUUCCCGAAGAUUACAAAAGCUUGUGCGAGGUGUUUCCCUCAUUUAUGGCACACGCUUCCAGGGAACGACCGCUGUGUAUAGUGAUUGACUCCCUGGAUCAGUUGACGGACGAGGACGGCGCAAGGCGCUUCUUAAAAUGGCUUCCACGUAAACUGCCUGCGCAUGCCUGUAUGAUAGUGUCAACUCUCCCUGAGGAAGGUGGGUGUAUGCAGCGUUUAAAGACAUUUGGAAUCUCAGCCGAACAGUUCUUGCAGGUGACGCGGCUCGACAUGCAUGAUGGUCCUGCUAUCCUAGAUGCUUGGCUUGGAUCAGUCAACAGAAAGCUGACCCUGGAACAGAGAGAGCUUGUUUUAGAGGCUUUUAACCGCUGUCCAUUACCUUUGUACCUGCAUUUGCUCUUUGACAAAUGUCGUUCUUGGCCUUCAUACAAGUAA
This is a messenger RNA of Orbicella faveolata, 2433 nucleotides long. Its product is annotated as NACHT domain- and WD repeat-containing protein 1-like. Lineage: Eukaryota; Metazoa; Cnidaria; Anthozoa; Scleractinia; Merulinidae. The record is from RefSeq and is a predicted model, not a curated record. Gene Ontology annotation, molecular function: protein binding.